Messenger RNA from Phascolarctos cinereus (koala), 1874 nucleotides. It is a transcript of the gene SSBP3, whose product is annotated as single stranded DNA binding protein 3. Gene Ontology annotation, cellular component: nucleus. Gene Ontology annotation, biological process: positive regulation of transcription by RNA polymerase II. Lineage: Eukaryota; Metazoa; Chordata; Mammalia; Diprotodontia; Phascolarctidae. The record is from RefSeq and is a predicted model, not a curated record. Gene Ontology annotation, molecular function: protein binding; single-stranded DNA binding.
AUGUUCGCCAAAGGCAAAGGCUCGGCGGUGCCCUCGGACGGGCAGGCUCGGGAAAAGUUAGCUUUAUAUGUCUAUGAAUACUUGCUACACGUGGGAGCCCAGAAGUCAGCCCAGACCUUUUUGUCCGAGAUCCGAUGGGAAAAAAAUAUCACGUUAGGAGAACCGCCAGGGUUUUUACAUUCGUGGUGGUGUGUUUUCUGGGACCUUUACUGUGCUGCUCCCGAGAGACGAGACACUUGUGAGCAUUCGAGUGAAGCCAAGGCCUUUCACGAUUACAGUGCAGCUGCGGCCCCAAGCCCUGUGCUGGGCAACAUCCCUCCCAACGAUGGUAUGCCUGGGGGCCCCAUCCCUCCGGGCUUCUUUCAGGGUCCUCCGGGUUCCCAGCCCUCGCCCCACGCACAGCCUGCACCACACAAUGCUAACAGCAUGAUGGGACCCCACAGUCAGCCCUUUAUGUCACCACGAUAUGCAGGCGGCCCCAGGCCCCCCAUCAGAAUGGGAAACCAGCCCCCUGGAGGAGUUCCCGGCACACAACCAUUACUGCCCAACUCAAUGGACCCGACGCGACAGCAAGGACACCCCAACAUGGGAGGCUCCAUGCAAAGGAUGAACCCCCCACGAGGAAUGGGCCCAAUGGGUCCUGGCCCACAGAAUUACGGCAGCGGCAUGAGACCUCCGCCCAACUCUUUAGGGCCCGCCAUGCCUGGAAUAAACAUGGGCCCUGGAGCCGGCAGACCUUGGCCCAACCCUAACAGCGCUAACUCAAUUCCGUACUCCUCCUCGUCACCUGGUACCUACGUGGGUCCCCCUGGCGGUGGCGGCCCCCCAGGAACGCCCAUCAUGCCCAGCCCUGCAGACUCCACAAACUCCAGUGACAAUAUCUACACAAUGAUUAAUCCCGUGCCGCCCGGAGGCAGCCGGUCCAAUUUCCCCAUGGGCCCCGGCUCGGAUGGCCCCAUGGGAGGUAUGGGCGGCAUGGAGCCCCAUCACAUGAAUGGAUCCUUAGGGUCAGGUGACAUAGACGGACUUCCAAAAAAUUCCCCAAACAACAUAAGUGGCAUUAGCAACCCCCCCGGCACUCCCAGAGAUGAUGGCGAAUUAGGAGGAAACUUCCUCCAUUCCUUCCAAAAUGACAAUUAUUCCCCCAGCAUGACGAUGAGCGUGUGAUUCCGCCCCCCCCUCCUCCCCCCCUUCCCCUCCUCCCUCUCCAUCUUCCCUCCUCCCUCCUCCUCUUCUCCGGGAUGCCGAGCAAGCCGGCCGUGGCAAGCAGGAAGAUUCCAGAAAUUAUGCAAGAAGAAGAGAGGUGUUACUUACUGGCCAGGAGACGGUGGGGGGGACUUUCCCCCCUCCCCCUCUCAACCUUCCCCCCUCCCCCUUCUGCCUCCUCAGCUCCUCCCCCUUCCCCUCCCCAGUUUUAGUUUCAUGCAAUAAAAAGGCUUAACUUUUUAUUCCAUAAAACAUGAAGGACAAAACUUAAAAGAAAAUGAAUAUAUUUCAAGAUGCGGAGCAGGCCCCUCCCCACCCGCCCCUUCCCCUCCCCCUCCGAGGAGGGCCUUCUAUGUACGUGACACUUUUCAUUUUUCUUUUGUUUCUGUUUUAUCGGGGUUUUUUUUGUUUGUUUGUUUUGUUGUUUUUGGGGAAAUAAAAACGGAAGCUUCUAGCAACCCCCUCUCCCCCACCCCCCCAUCAACCUCUUUGCUUUCUUCUUUUAAAAAAAAGGCAGAAAAAAGACAAAAAAAAAGGGAAAAAAUCCAACCCUGUUGUAUGUUUGUGCUGUGACCCUAUGGCGGGAAAGCUAGUCUAGAUAUGAAAUCUCCUGGUGUCUGUUGUAGCCAUUUAAAGACCUAAUAAUAAACUGGACAGUUUACAAUCUG